Coregonus sp. 'balchen' is the source of this 18825-nucleotide messenger RNA. Lineage: Eukaryota; Metazoa; Chordata; Actinopteri; Salmoniformes; Salmonidae. The record is from the annotation of a GenBank genome assembly.
AUGAUUAAGACCAUAAUGGUGAUGAUUGCUGGUGAGGAUGUGCAUGUGGGGGUACACAUGUUGGGAUUUCUGUGUGUGUUCUGUACUUAAUAAAUGUAUUCCUCUGUGUGUGUGUUGCGCUCGCAUGCGUGCAUAUGUGUUCACCAGGGCUCUCCAGGUGGCAAAGGAGGCACGGGAGAGAAGGUGAAUAUUGUGAAUAUUAUUAUAUUAUUGUAUUUUGCAUCAUUGUCACUAGAACCGAUGUGGAUGUGGUGGAGGAGUCAGGCGCAGGACACAGAGGUGAAGUCCAACAGACUUUAAUAGUCUAAUGUUUACGAGGAAAAAACCCAGACCUCAAAAUACACCAAGAGGCGAGGGAAAAUUACGCACACGCGUAAACACUAAACACAAAACAAACAGGGUGCAAACACGUAGCUCCGACACAGUGGCAGUCAUAACAACACACAAUCAUUCUAGUGCAAAACAAGGAACUUAUAAGACACGUAAUCAACACACAAAUGGACACAGGUGUAACAGACAGACAAAAGCAAUCAAAUGACGAAACAUAGAGCGGUGGCAGCUAGUACUCCGGGGACGGCGAACGCCGAAGCCUGCCCGAACCAGGAGGAGGAGCAGUCUCGGCCGAAACCGUGACAGUACCCCCCCCUUGACGCGCGGCUCCAGCCGUGCGCUGACCCCGGCCUCGGGGACGGCCAGGAGGAUGCGGACCCGGGCGCGUGGGAUGCCCACGGUGAAACUCAGUCAGGAGGGAUGGAUCGAGUAUGUCCCUCCUGGGCACCCAGCACCGUUCCUCCGGACCGUACCCCUCCCACUCCACGAGAUACUGGAGACCACUCAUCCGGCGCCUCGAGUCCAAGAUGGUCCGGACCCUGUACGCCGGGGCCCCCUCGAUGUCCAAAGGGGGCGGAGGGGUCUCUCCUAUCUCAUCUUCUUGGAGUGGGCCAGCUACCACCGGCCUGAGAAGAGACACAUGGAACGAGGGGUUAAUAUUUUUAUACUCUAUAGGCAGUUGUAACCUGUAACACACCUCGUUCAAUCUUCUCAGGACUUUGAAGGGCCCCACAAACCGCCGACCCAGCUUCCGGCAGGGCAGGCGGAGGGGCAGGUUUCGAGUCGAGAGCCAGACUCGAUCUCCCGGUGCGUACACCGGUCCCUCACUGCGGUGGCGAUCGGCGCUCGCCUUUUGUUGACGGAUGGCACGCUGCAGAUGGACAUGGGCAGCGUCCCACGUCUCCUCCGAGCGCCGAAUCCACUCGUCCACCGCAGGGGCCUCGAUCUGGCUCUCGUGCCAUGGUGCCAGGACCGGCUGAUAACCUAAAACACACUGGAAAGGUGUUAAAUUGGUGGAGGAGUGGCGGAGAGAGUUCUGGGCCAUCUCUGCCCAGGGGAUGAACCUAGACCACUCCUCCGGCCGGUCCCGGCAAUAGGACAUCAAAAACCUACCCACAUCCUGGUUGACACGUUCCACCUGCCCAUUGCUCUCUGGGUGAUACCCCGAGGUAAGGCUUACCGAGACCCCCAACCGUUCCAUGAACGCCCCCCAAACUCUGGAGGUGAACUGGGGACCUCGGUCAGACACUAUAUCCUCGGGGACCCCAUAGUGCCGGAACACAUGGGUAAAUAGGGCCUCAGCGGUUUGUAGGGCAGUAGGGAGACCCGGCAUGGGAAGGAGACGACAGGCCUUGGAAAACCGAUCCACAACGACCAAAAUGGUGGUAUUCCCCUGGGAGGGGGGUAGGUCGGUUACGAAAUCCACCGAUAGGUGGGACCAUGGUCGUUGUGGAACGGGCAGGGGAUGUAGCUUACCCCUGGGCAAAUGUCUAGGCGCCUUACACUGGGUACACACCGAGCAGGAGGAGACAUAAACCCUCACAUCCCUAGCUAACGUUGGCCACCAGUAUUUCAUGCUAAGACAGUGCACGGUCCGGCCAAUACCUGGAUGUCCAGAGGAGGGUGAUGUAUGAGCCCAAUAAAUAAGUCGAUCACGAAUCUCGAGCGGAACGUACGUCCGCCCCACAGGACACUCGGGGGGAGUAGGGUCGGUACGCAGUGCCCGCUCGAUUUCCGCAUCGACCUCCCAUACCACCGGAGCCACCAAACAAGACUCCGGCAAUAUGGAAGUAGGCUCGUUGGACCUCUCCUCUGUGUCAUACCGCCGGGACAGGGCGUCUGCCUUACCAUUCUGGGACCCAGGGAUGUAUGUGAUCUUAAAAACAAACCGGGUUAGGAACAUGUUCCACCUAGCCUGACGAGGGUUCAAUCUCCUAGCUGCCCGGAUGUACUCCAGGUUACGGUGAUCAGUCAGAAUGAGGAAAGGGUGUUGAGCCCCCUCAAGCCAAUGCCUCCACACCUUUAGGGCCUGGACUACGGCUAACAGCUCCCUGUCCCCAACAUCAUAGUUGCGCUCCGCCGAGCUGAGCUUCUUGGAGUAGAACGCACAGGGGCGGAGUUUAGGUGGCGUGCCGGACCGUUGUGACAGAACUGCCCCAAUACCGGUCUCGGACGCGUCUACCUCUACUUGGAAUGGUAAAGAGGGAUCCGGAUGCGCCAGCACAGGAGCCGAGGUGAACAGGUUCUUUAGUUUGACAAAUGCCCUGUCCGCCUCAGCCGACCACUGCAAACGAACCGGACCCCCCUUUAGCAGGGACGUAAUGGGAGCUGCAACCUGUCCAAAACCCCGAAUUGUCACGAUCGUCAUGGAGAGACCAAGGCGCAGCGUUGCGGGUGAACAUAUUAUAUUUAUUAAAUGAUCACACGAUCAAAACAACAAACGAAAAACGUGACGUCUAUGGUUAAACACACACCAACACGAACAAGAAACCACAAACACAACGUGAAAGACAGACAGUUAAAUAUGGCUCCCAAUCAGAGACACCCAGCUGACACUCGUUGCCUCUGAUUGGGAGUCACUCAGACCAACAUAGAAAAUCAAACAUAGAAUUACACACCCUGGCUCAACAUAACAUUGUCCCCAGAGCCAGGGCGUGACAGUACCCCCCCCUAAAGGCGCGGACUCCGACCGUGCCAACUAAAUCCCACAGGGGAGGGACCAGGUGGGCACUCCGCCUAGGCGGCGGAUCCGGCUCCGGACAUGACCCAGGCACGGGUUGUGCUGGACUGACGACGCGCACCCCUGGCUUGGUGCGUGGAGGAGGAACGGGCCUUACCAGGCUGACGACGCACACCGUAGGCUUGGUGCGUGGAGCAGGGACAGGCCGGACUGGGCUGACGAAGCACACCACUGACUUGGUGCGGGGAGUAGGAACGGGCCGAGCCGGGCUGACGACGCGCACCACUGACUUGGUGCGGGGAGCAGGAAUGGGCCGGACCGGGCUGACGACGCGCACCACUGACUUGGUGCGGGGAGCAGGAAUGGGCCGGACCGGGCUGACGAUGCGCACCACUGACUUGGUGCGGGGAGCAGGAAUGGGCCGGACCGGGCUGACGACGCGCACCACUGACUUGGUGCGGGGAGCAGGAAUGGGCCAGACCGGGCUCGCGACGCGCACCACUGACUUGGUGCGGGGAGCAGGGAUGGGCCGGACCGGGCUGACGACGCGCACCACUGACUUGGGGCGGGGAGCAGGAACGGGCCGCGCCGGGCUGACGAAACGCACCACUGACUUGGUGGGAGUGGCAGGAACAGGCCGGACCGUACUGGGAACACACACCACUGGCCCUACUUGAGGAUCAGGAACAGGCCGGACCGGACUGGCAACACACGCCAGUGCCUCUCGCCGUGCCUCUACAACCUCCUUCCCCCUGGUGACCAGUGACUCCCGUAACCUGGCGGCCUCCUCUGCCAACCCGCUGGACCGCUCUAUCGCGGCCUCCUGCUGCCCCGACGUCGUGAGCCCCCCCCUAAAAAAUUUCUGGGGGUCUCUCCUCCCCGUGGGCCAGGCCUCCAUCGUUCUCGCCCAACUCUCGCUCCUCUGUCUCCAACUCUCGCCAUUCAGCUCCUCAAUGGGCUUGACCCAGUUGAAGCUCCUCCUCAACUGGUCCCAAGUCCACCCUCUCUGCUCCUCACUAGGCUUGACCCAGUCGAGGCUGCCACGGAGAUCUGCCAGCGAUGGCUCCUGGACACGCUGCUUGGUCUGGUUUAGGUGGUUUCUUCUGUCACGAUCGUCAUGGAGAGACCAAGGCGCAGCGUUGCGGGUGAACAUAUUAUAUUUAUUAAAUGAUCACACGAUCAAAACAACAAACGAAAAACGUGACGUCUAUGGUUAAACACACACCAACACGAACAAGAAACCACAAACACAACGUGAAAGACAGACAGUUAAAUAUGGCUCCCAAUCAGAGACACCCAGCUGACACUCGUUGCCUCUGAUUGGGAGUCACUCAGACCAACAUAGAAAAUCAAACAUAGAAUUACACACCCUGGCUCAACAUAACAUUGUCCCCAGAGCCAGGGCGUGACACGAAUAAACCUCCGGUAGUAAUUAGCAAAACCCAAGAACUGCUGCACCUCUUUUACAGUGGUUGGAGUUUGCCAAUUACGCACGGCCGAUACCCGGUCUACCUCUAUCUCCACACCAGACGCGGACAACCGAUAACCCAAAAAGGAGACGGACUCCUGGAAGAACAGGCAUUUCUCUGCCUUGACAUACAAGUCAUGCUCCAACAGUCUUCUCAACACUCGGCGCACCUGGGCUACAUGCUCGGCUCGUGUAGAAGAAUACACUAGGAUCUCGUCGAUGUAAACUACUACACCCUGCCCAUGCAUGUCCCGGAAAAUCUCGUCAACAAAGGAUUGGAAGACUGAAGGAGCAUUCAUUAACCCGUAUGGCAUGACGAGAUACUCGUAAUGACCCGAGGUGGUGCUAAAUGCUGUUUUCCAUUCAUCCCCCUCCCUAAUGCGCACCAGAUUGUACGCGCUCCUGAGAUCCAACUUUGUGAAGAACCGCGCUCCGCGUAAUGAUUCCGUCAUCGUCGCAAUCAGUGGAAGUGGGUAACUGUAUUUAACUGUGAUCUGAUUGAGACUACGGUAAUCAAUACACGGGCGCAAUCCCCCGUCCUUCUUCUUCACAAAGAAGAAACUCGAGGAGACCGGGAAAGUGGAGGACUGUAUGUAUCCCUGUGCCAAGGACUCGGCUAUGUAAGUCUCCAUAGCCGCUGUUUCCUCUUGAGACAGGGGAUACACACGACUCCGUGGAAGAGCCGCUCCUGUCUGGAGAUUUAUCGCACAGUCCCCUUGUCUAUGAGGAGGUAGCCGUGUUGCCCUCGAUUUGCUAAACACGAGUGCUAAAUCCUCAUACUCGGGGGGAAUGCGCAGUGCGGGCACUUGGUUCGGACUCUCUACCGAGGUCGCCCCUACGGAAACACCUAGACAUCUCCCUACACACUGGGCAGACCACUCCAUAAGAGCCCUCUGUUGCCACGCUAUGGUAGGAUCAUGGGUGCUUAACCAGGGAAGGCCCAACACCACGGGGUACGUAGGAGAGUCAAUCAGAUAAAACUGAAUGAUCUCCUCAUGACCCCCCUGCGUCGUCAUCGUCAGUGGUGCUGUGACCUCCCUGAUCAGGCCCGACCCCAACGGCCGGCUGUCUAAUGCGUGGACAGGAAAUGGAGCUUCUACCGGCCGAAGGGGAAUUCCUAACCUACAACAAAAUGCCCGAUCAAUAAAGUUCCCAGCUGCGCCUGAAUCUACUAGCGCCUUAUGCUGGGAAUGAGGUGCCACCUGUGGAAAUCUCACAGGAAUACUCAUGUGACCAACAGAAAGCUCUGGGUAAGUGGGGCGCCUACUCACCUGAAAUGACUCCCCAGUGCGUGGCCUGUUGUCACCUCUCCCAGGAGACCCUCCCCAGCACCUGGCCGCGGUGUGUCCUCCACGACCACAGGUGGUGCAGGGGAUGGCCCCCCUCGGGUUUCCUCUCCUCCUCUCUCUAGCGCCAGCACCCCCGAGCUCCAUGGGAAUCAGCUCGGAGGUGCUGGAGGGUGGAAUGGACGACCCCCACUCGGGACGUCCGCGGGUAGCCAGCAGGGUGUCUAGACGGAUGGAAAUGUCCACCAACUGGUCGAACGACAGGUUGGUGUCCCUGCAGGCCAGCUCACGACGAACGUCCUCUCGUAGGCUACACCGGUAGUGGUCGAUGAGGGCCCUCUCAUUCCACCCCGCAUCCGCCGCUAGUGUCCGGAACUCCAGUGCGAACUCCUGUGCGCUCCUCUUCCCCUGUCGGAGGUGGAAUAGACGCUCUCCCCGCCGCUUUCCCCUCAGGUGGAUGAUCGAAGACAGCCCUGAAGCGGCGGGAGAACUCCGCGUAGGUGAUGGUUGCGGCGUCUAUUCCCCUCCAUUCGGCGUUGGCCCACUCCAACGCCUUGCCGGAUAGACAGGAGAUGAGGGCGGAGAUGCUCUCGAAUCCCGAGGGCGCCGGGUGUAUGGUGGCAAGGUAAAGUUCCACCUGCAGGAGGAAUCCCUGACACCCGGCUGCAGAACCGUCAUAUGCCCUCGGGAGCGAGAGCCGAAUGCCACUGGGUUCCGGUGCUGAGAGAGGAGGACUGGCCGUUGGUGAUGGGAUGUUGUAAGAGUGCGUGGGCACCUCUCGAUUCACCAAUCGGCGCAGAGUGUUGGACACCUCGUCCAUGGCGGCCCCGAGUUGCCGGAUCAUGGUGUCCUGGUAGUUGAUCCGGUCUUCCAGGGAUUCGGGUGCCGCCGCUGUUCCUGCUGACUCCAUGGUGGUGUGUUGUUCUGUCACUAGAACCGAUGUGGAUGUGGUGGAGGAGUCAGGCGCAGGACACAGAGGUGAAGUCCAACAGACUUUAAUAGUCUAAUGUUUACGAGGAAAAAACCCCGACCUCAAAAUACACCAAGAGGCGAGGGAAAAUUACGCACACGCGUAAACACUAAACACAAAACAAACAGGGUGCAAACACGUAACUCCGACACAGUGGCAGUCAUAACAACACACAAUCCUUCUAGUGCAAAACAAGGAACUUAUAAGACACGUAAUCAACACACAAAUGGACACAGGUGUAACAGACAGACAAAAGCAAUCAAAUGACGAAACAUAGAGCGGUGGCAGCUAGUACUCCGGGGACGGCGAACGCCGAAGCCUGCCCGAACCAGGAGGAGGAGCAGUCUUGGCCGAAACCGUGACAAUCAUGCUCUCUUUGUCACAUUCGCUUAAGGAGGAGGACCAAUGCGCAGCGUUGAAUGCGUACAUAUUAUUUAUUAAACAGAUCACCCGAUCAAAACAACGAACGAAACGUGAAGUCCUUCGAUACACACAAACCAAAAGGAACAAGAAACCACAACACAAAGUGAAAAGACCGAUAGUUAAAUAUGGCUCCCAAUCAGAGACAACCAGCUGACACUCGUUGCCUCUGAUUGGGAGUCACUCAGGCCAACAUAGAUAUACAAAACAUAGACUUACACACCCUGGCUCAACAUAACAUAGUCCCCAGAGCCAGGGCGUGACAGUACCCCCCCCCCCAAAGGCGCGGACUCCGGCCACGCCAAACAACCACAACAGGGGAGGGACCGGGUGGGCACUCCGCCUCGGCGGCGGAUCCGGCUCCGGACAUGACCCAGGCACGGGUUGUGCUGGACUGACGACGCACACCCCUGGCUUGAUGCGUGGAGGAGGAACGGGCCGGACCGGGCUGACGAAGCGCACCCCUGUCUUGGUGCGGGGAGCAGGAACGAGCCGGACCGGGCUGACGACGCGCACCACUGACCUGGUGCGGGGAGCUUGGAUGGGCCGGACUGGGCUGGCGACGCGCACCACAGACUUGGUGCGGAGAGCAGGCACGGGCCGGACAGGGCUGACGAAACGCACCAUAGACUUGGUGCGGAGAGCAGGCACGGGCCGUGCCGGACUGACGACGCACACCACUGGCUUGGUGCGGGAAGCUUGGAUGGGCCGGACUGGGGUUCUCUCCUCCCCGUGGACCAGGCCUCCCUAGCUCUCGCCAGACUCUCGAUCCAUUGCUUCAUAGACCAGCCUCUCUCCUCUUCACUUAGCGUGGCCCAGCCGAAACUCCUACUCCCCUGAUCCAAGGUCCAUCCACUCUCCUCCUCACGCUGCUUGGUCCUGUCUUGGUGGUUUCUUCUGUCACGUUCGCUUAAGGAGGAGGACCAAUGCGCAGCGUUGAAUGCGUACAUAUUAUUUAUUAAACAGAUCACCCGAUCAAAACAACGAACGAAACGUGAAGUCCUUCGAUACACACAAACCAAAAGGAACAAGAAACCACAACACAAAGUGAAAAGACCGAUAGUUAAAUAUGGCUCCCAAUCAGAGACAACCAGCUGACACUCGUUGCCUCUGAUUGGGAGUCACUCAGGCCAACAUAGAUAUACAAAACAUAGACUUACACACCCUGGCUCAACAUAACAUAGUCCCCAGAGCCAGGGCGUGACACUCUUGCUCUCUUUUUCUCUCUCUCUCUCUCGCUCUCUCUCUCUCUCGCUCGCUGUCCAUUGAGCAUUCUGCUCAUGUAAAAUAGUGAAUCAAAUUGACAUGCCUGACUAGUGAGUCCUGCUCUCAAUAUAUUUCAGGGUGAAUUGGGACUGCAAGGUGACAAAGGAGAAAAGGUAUGAAUUUGAAUGUAUGAUGAGUAAUAUUGUGUGUACGUGUGUGUGGUAGAAUAAUGUAGAGAAGCACAGAAAAAGAGCAAAUGAGAGACAAUGAGAAUAAAACCGUUCAAAAGAAAAAAGUUGUGAAAAUAAUUUUAAACAAAUACAUGUACUGCUCUGCCUAACAGUGAUGUUGUCCCCUUGCAGGGCGAUACUCUCCUGGUGGGAGGACCUACAGGAGAGAAGGGCAACAAAGGAGAGACGGUGAAUGACCCCCUCUACCUUAAAUACCCCACAACACUGACUAUUGACUAAUCUAAUAAACAAUUGAUCACAAAAAAACCUCAGAGCACCAAGUAUUGACUAUGACACUGCUAAUCUCUCUGUGCGUCUGUGUGUGUGCAGAGUGGUCAUUUACAACUAUUGUUCUCUUCUUUAUCAGGGUGACCGAGGGCCCAAAGGGGUGCAGGGGGAGAAAGGCUUGAAAGGCAAUGACGGCCCAGCUGGGGAGCAGGUGAGGUUGGCCUUGACAAUGACAGCAAUGGAGUUGGCAAGAGCACAAACAGAUCUGGGAGCAGGCUUUUAAUAACAGGUGUAUAACUGUGUGUGUGCAUGUGUGUGUCUCCACAGGGUCUGAGGGGUGAGCCAGGAGACAGGGGCUCUACAGGGUUCCAGGGGGCCAGAGGUCCAGGAGGACAAAAGGUGACUACAUGACCUAAUCUGUGUCAAUGCUUUCAUCAACACUGCUGUGUCAUCUAUGUUAGAACCAAUAGCAUCAAUAGUCAAUCAAUAUUCAUCAAUGUCAGUAUCAAUGUCAUAAUGUCCUCUGUGUAUUAUGGAUGACAUUGCACACAGUUUUCCCACCCAUCGUAUGAGAAUGGAUCAUCACACAACAGUGUACGCUGUGAAAAUGAACAACGUAUUGCUCAGACUGGAUGCUGUAGGUGACUGUUGUACAGAUGCAGUGUUCUAAUGGGUUUGUCUUUGUGUCUGAAGGGAGAGGCGGGACAGCCUGGUGUACCUGGAGAAUCUGUGAGUCUCCCAUUUCACCCUCAGUUAUGAAAACAAUGUAUACUUUUUCCUGACCACAUGAAUUGAAAAACUCUGGGCCCUAAUUAUAGCCUAUAACUAGGAUCCAAAGUUCUUUCUGGUCUGGUCACAUGGUCAGCAAAAACUCCUGGCCCUAUGACUAACUCCCCAUUCACUCUCUUAUUGGUCGAUUGUGUGUGUUCUUCUCCUAGGGUACACCAGGAAAAGAUGGAAUGCCAGGCUUUAGAGGGGAUAAGGGAGACGUGGGAAUAACUGGAAUGCGUGGAAUUAAGGUUUGUACGCACGUGUGUUUGUGUGUGUGUGUAUGCAGCGCAAUGUGUCUGUGUCUGGUGCUUGUGUUGGUGCGUGUGUGCAUGCAUGUGUUUGUGUGUGUGUACAGUCUGUCAUCAUAUUUGAACUGUCUUUGAGUUUAUCCCCACUUGAAGAAGUUUAGUGCCAACCUUGAGACAUCCUCUAAGCGACAGUGCCAGCCACCGGGUCAUAACUCUUCAAUGGUUCCAAACUGACGUCAUGUUGUGGAGGAUUAGUUGAAAUUCAGAUGGAAAUUGCUUUCAUUCUCAUAUUUUCUAUAAAUACCUUUAAUGACGGUUGGAGAUAUAAUUUGUGCGUUUAUGUGGCAUUCUGCCAGACUAAUUGCAGAACACUCUAACCUUCCUACUGUGUGAAUCACUGUCCUCUUCUUAAGUAAAGACAAAGCGUGUCUGAGGAAAACUUUGCGAUGUGUUCUGUGUUCUUCACAUGACCUUGCCACACUAACGGCAGUAUAAUCACAGCAUGAUAAUCUGGGUUUAGAAAUGACUAAUCCAGACGGCACAAUAUCUGCCAGCCCACUCAGUCUCACCAUGCUGUCAAACCCCCUCAAUUUCCUCUUAUCUGUCACUUGCUAUUAUUCUCCACAAAUCACCCAGUUACUCAUCCUUUAAUCCAUCCAGGAUUCAGCGACUGCAGUUUUAUUUUGCUAAAUCAACAAUAUCCUGCAUAUUAUGCGAGGGCUUGCGAAUUUGACCAAUCACUGCAAUAUUUGUGCAUAAAACAGUCAAAUCAUUACAAUAUUAUUGGGGGAAAAAUGACCCAUCACCGCAGGACAAAAAGAGGGCUCGCAUUUUAAACCAAUCAAACACAUCUACCUCAUGAUAUGGUUCAAUCAAGUCACACGUCCUCAAACAUUUUCCCUCGUCAGCUCAGUUUUGCGAUAAAUUUGACAAAAUCAUAACCUAUUUUCAUGCAAAAUGCCCGAAUUGCCGCAGUAAAAUUACAUUUCUUUUCCUGCAAAUAUCACAAAAAAAUCCUGUGAAAUCCUGGAUGGACUGCUUUGUCUUUUAAGACUGAAACAGUGGUGUGUUCAUGGUCAAACAUGGUCCAACUCAGUUCUGCUGGUCACUGUGACUUCUUGGUCAAGCCCAUGCUGACACCCACCAAAACAGACCGGUUCUGACCAGCUGGUUGUUAUUGGCAACCAUCUGAUUGAAAGUUGUUGUUGAUGAGUCACCUGGUGAAUGAGGGGUUGUGUGCAUUAGUCUGGGUUUGCUUGGCAGCUGAAAGGACUGUAAAGUCUAUCUAAAGGCUUUCUUUCAUGCUGAAUUGGCAGUUUGGAGCAGUUUGUCCCACUGUGACUGACUAACUAACUAACUGAUCAUUUCCAGGGCGACCGAGGAUCAAAGGGGGCGUGUGGAUCAGACGGACCCAAAGGAGAAAAGGUACAGUGGGAGAGAAAGAGAAGGAGGGAUGAGGAGGGGAGAGGGGAAGAAAUGUGUGACAGGAAGUUACAUUUAAUCAACUUUAUUUAUGCAGAGGGGCCAUUAUUGUAGUUGCAUGGUGAGUUUUAUGAGUCUUUCAUAACCACAGGAACUAUGACCUCUCUUGCUUGAGUUGUUAAUAAGAACAUUUUAUAAGAUUAAAAGUAGGGAAUGCACCAUGCUAUGUCUUUCUAAUGACCUGGCUCUGUGUGUGUUCAGGGAGAUUCAGGGAUCCAUGGGCGGUCAGGGUUGCCUGGAAGGAAAGGUGAGCAGGUAAGAAUUAUCCCAUGAAGUACACUAUAACCUUAUGUUUAGAGGGCUCUGAACAGUAAACCAUUGAGUCUGAAAUCUGGAAUUUAGUAUUAAAACUGUAUUUUCAGCCUUAUCAGCAAAGGGUAGACAUGUUACCAGGUAUUGUUGUAUCUGUGUGUUUCAGGGAGACUUGGGGCCUCCAGGGGCCACUGGAACCCCUGGCAAGGAGGGACUGAUCGGCCCCAAGGUAUUUGUCUAUGUAUGGUGUCUGUGUGUAUGUGUGUGCGUGUGUACUUAAUUGUGUGUAUCAAGAGAACUUUGUGUUAGUAUGUUACUUAAUCUCUGUGUGUUUGUAGGGUGACCGAGGUAUUGAUGGAGUACUAGGACCCAAAGGAACUCAGGGAGAGAAGGGCGAAAGGGUGAGUCUUUAACCACAAAUGAAUCCACUCAUGAAGUGCAGAUCGCCACAAAUACUCUGAAUAUGACCACAGCCAAACCGCAAGCUGACCACUGACUGUAGCUGUAGGGGAGAGUGGGGUAAGUUGAGCCAGAGGGGUAAGUUGAAACACCCUUGUUUCUAGGAAACCAUACACAAAAUGAUUCAUUUGACCAAAUAUUUGGGAAGAAGUCAUAAUUUCAUAGAGUCUGUGAAGGAAGAAACCACAUGGAAAAAGUGGUAAGCAAGUUAGGUCCAACAAACUUAAAAAAGUCAAAUGAAUAUAUUGUGUUAGAGGUUUCAUGAUGCUUGUAUCUAAAGUAAAUACUUUUAAGAUUGUUCAAUACAUCAGUUGGGGUCUCUAUAAGCUUCCAUAUGAGGUUCUAAACCUAGCAUGAAAGUGCAUCUUUGUAGCUGUGUGGGCUAAUAUAGUAAAAAUGUUUGCCUUGGGGUAAGUUGAGCCAAUGGUUGAGCCAAUGGCAAGUUGAGCAAACUUAAGUGUUUUCUUCACAGGUGUAAUGCAAAGUAUUAUUGCUGGGAUAUGAGGUAACAACAGGGCCUGGCCUAUGUUACAAGUGUUUAAAAAAGUACAAAGUGUUUGUUAGCUGUUAAGGCUGUGUUAAAAGAUGCUUAAAAUUAUUAAAAGACAAUACAAAGCGAUUGUGAUUGUGUUGAAUUGUGUUUGGGAAAUAAAGACAGACAUGGCUUUAAAAAGUUAGUGGUAAUAUUUAAUUUAGUACAGAAAUGUGUGGGCUGCUUAACUUACCCUGUCCUGCGGCUCAACUUAAACCAUACCCGGGGUAAGUUGUGCCAAGAUAACUUUUUUUGGGACAAGCUAUGUUUUCAAAACUGUAAUGUUUACAUUCAUUCUGAUUAUUUCCAGGGAUACACAACAUCUUGAAAUAUAUGUAGAUAUAUUUUUUAGAAAGAAUACUAUAUUACCCUUGACGGAGUGAUGCUGAAUGUGAAAACUGGCUCAACUUACCCCACUCUCCCCUGCUGUAUAUAAAGUCUGAUGAAAACAACUUGUUGUAAAUGGUAUCUGACUGUGGCUCCCUCCCUCUCCCUCUUCCUCUCUACAGGGCCCCUCAGGUAUCCCUGGCCCUCCGGGCCCCACAGGAGUGGACGGGGCCUCUGGACUGACAGGGCCUCAGGGGCUCGCUGGAGCUAAGGGCCCGGAAGGGCUCCAAGGACAGAAGGUAUUCACUUGCUUUGUUUGUUGAUGCCACCUAGUUAUGUUGUUGUAAAUUAAACAUGGUCAACAUGAUUGUUGUUGUUGUCAGGGGGAGAGGGGGCCUAUUGGUCCUACCAAGAUUGGUCCACGUGGUAUCCCAGGUAUACCAGGAGAAAGGGGCGGUCAGGUGAGUGUCACCACUCUACUGUGUGGUAUGUCUGCUCAUAGAGUAUCUGACUGCAACUGUCCCCCAAUAACUCCCUCAAACUGGCCACAGCUCCCGAGUGGCGCAGCGGUCUAAGGCACUGCAUCUCAGUGCUAGAGGUGUCACUACAGACCUUGGUUCAAUUCCAGGCUGUAUCACAAUCCGGCCGUGAUUGGGAGUACCAUAGGGCGGCGCACAAUUGGCUUAGCAUCGUCCGGGUUUGGCCGAUGUAGGCCGUCAUUGUAAAUAAGAAUUUGUUCUUAACUGACUUGCCUAGUUAAAAAAAAAAAAUACUCUGACACUGGGGGCCUUUUACUAAACAUUAUGCACUAUUUGGAACAUUUGUGGACAGAAAAUUUAGAAAAAGGUCAAAUAAAAGUUUUUGUGAAAGGUUUUGUAAAGAAAUUAUAUAUUUAACCCCUGAAAAAACAGCUGUUGUUCCUUUCCAGUGCUUAUAUCUGGUCCUUUGAGCCGGAUAGGUACCCAGUGAGUAGUACAUCUGACCUUGAGGUUGUAGAGAUAUUAGUUUGCCCAACUGCUCUGAGAACAGUGUCUUUAUGUCAGUUGUGUGCUGUGUGUUCUAAUACAUGUCUCUGCUGCAGGGGGAGUUGGGUCUAGAUGGAGCCAAGGGAGACAGAGGAGAGCCAGGCUUGACGGUUAGUACUUCACCUUGGCCUCAGGGCCCAAAUCUACAGAUUCUACCACCAACCUGCACACACGCAGAACCACGCACGCACACACACACACAUUAUAAUGCUGUCACGUCUCUCUGCCUGUCUCUUACUCUCCUCCUCUUCCCCUCUGGCUCUCUGUGGCAGGAGGAUGAGAUUCGUGCAUACGUCCGCACAGAGAUGAGCCAACACUGUGGUAAGUCUUAAAGUCACCUGCCAAAAACCCAAUGUCCCAAUCUAACAUGCUGGUGUCCUCAGUUGAACUUCAGUUCAUCAUCAUCAAGUGAAACAAGUAAUGGUGCUAACACAUUUCUAUUGAACGUAAUGCUCCACAGAGUGUGAUUCAGAUCCUCUGUCCAUUUAGAACCUCUCAGUGCUAUUGAAUGAAAGAGAGAGUAACAUUCUCCUCCCUUCUCUCUUUGUCUUUCAGCUUGUGGAGGUGAGUGGGGCUCAGUCUGACACAUGGACCAGGUGGUAUAAGGGCAGUAGCAAUAGUUAGCUUUGACAUUAACUAUUCAAUUAGAUUAGCUUUAUUAUUAGUUUUAUUUACUCAAUGUGUUUUUGGUUCUGACAUGUGUCCGUACUAUAUGUAGUCUUGGUUAUGUUGUCAUGUGGUGUGGUCCAUGUAGGUGGUGUAUCUGUUCUACUCAGUGCUUGAAGUGGGCUAGUACAUAACUGACCUGUACAGAAUAUUGGCUCUAAAAUAUGAUGAGUACCGGCAACUAAAUAUAAAUAGUACUGGCACCCAAAAUGAGAACCGGUACCUAUUUCAGUCCACUUCAAGCACUGGCUCUAGUGUUCUCAUGUGUGUAUAUGUUAGUGUGUGUGGCUGCUUGUGGGUUUCGGUGGUGUCUGGUGGUUAUGUUUAUGUGUUUUACUGACCAACCUGGAUGUCCUGUUGUUGUUUUUAUGUUCCUGGCCCCUCUUCCUUCCCCCCCUUUCCCCUGUUCCGGCUGGCUCUCAGGUAUUGUUGUGACAGAAACCCUGCCCGGCUCCAGGGCACGUCCUGCUCCAGAGCAACAGCUGGCCCGGCAGGGCAAGCAGGGCAAGGACGGUGAGUGUGUCCAUCCAUCUGUCCAACUGUCCUUCUGUCCCUCAUCACUCCUCAUGUCUGUCUGCCUGUUUGUUUGUUUGUAUGUAUGUCUGUCUGUCUGUCUGUCUGUCUGUGUCCGUCGGUCUGUCCGUCUGUCCAUCUGUCUGUCGCUGUCUGUGUCCGUCGGUCUGUCUUAACAAACAGCCGAGGGUGAUGCUGUGUCUGGAGAUCUCUGAACACUGGCCCCGUUUUAUCAUCAAUAAUCUCUGAACAUUAAUAAUAUCUCUGUCUGUCCAUGACAGUUUUGCACACUUUUUAACUCUGCGUUUUGUCUGAUUUAUAAAGUUAGGGGGUUUGAAAGUGGGGUAUUCCAGCUGAAUAAAGGCCCUUGCCAUUCAUUGGUGGACUGAGCCCUUGGUGAAAUUCCAGUGUUGUGCUGUAGGAGUUGGAGGGUGUUCCCCCUCUGGCCGUGGGGUGGUCAAUGAGGGGUCGGGGGUUAGGUUUGUGACCGUUGUGGCGGCCCCUGCCCUGUGCUGUGUUGUAGGGCGUGAGCUGCGUGUGGUGGUGAACACCAACGACCCCGACUACGAACACUUCUACUCUAUAGAGAGUUAUGACGACCCCAUGGCCAUGGAGCAGAGCAUCCACCUAACUCCCACUGCCAAUCAGAGCAACGGUAUGUCACACACACACACACACACGCAUACGCGCACCCUUAACCUUGGAUCCAACCUCACACACUGAGGUCAGUCUAACACACAUACUCAACCUUGUAUCCCUCUCACAUACCCAGCCUAACCAUCCACUUAACUAACCUUCAAAUACUGAACCCAGUCCCACACUCAGACCAACCCUGUAUCCCCUUCACACUCUGCCGUCAACAUGCAGCUUCCUGGGUGUCUCUGUUGUGUUGAUAGUAUGUUUGUAUGUGUAGUGUACAUUGGUCUGUUUCUAACCUGAGAUACAUGGGUAUUUAUAACAGCCUUGCAAAUCUCUCAUUUCCAACAAUGGGGGAUUUACAUGAAUUGUUAAAUUAUGUGCAUGUUUCUCAAGUUAGGAUUGUAUUUGUUUGUGUUAAUGUGUCUGAAGUGUUUCUGUUUUGUGUUGUUAGUGUGCUUAUUACAGUGUGUCUGUUGAUAGAUGUUGAUGUUUGUUGUAUGAUUGCGUGUCGGCAGGUGAGAGAGUCACUGUUGACCCUUUGAAAGCAAAGAGGCCCAGGAGAGAGGUCAAACGGGAAGGUAAACCCGCCCACUUCGUCCUCUCCACUACUGGGGUGUUUCCAGGGUUAACUCUGCCGCCCCAUCUCUGCAUGCCACGGGCCUCUCUAGCAUGAUGGCUAUUGAUGUUCAUCUCUGAAGAACACACAAACACACUUGCAGAAACAAUAUCCCAAAUAACCAGUUGAGAAUGUAUUUUUAUUUUUAUUUGAUUGCUAUCGAUAACAAAUCAAAACACCAAAGAGAUAGCAGUUUAUUUAGCAUGGGCUGCGUCUCAAUCCACCACAUCCGCCAAUGUCGGCCUUCUGCAUCUGUUGUGGAAGGUGGCCGAGCUACAGCUGUGUUUGUCGGACCAGGAGACAUCCCGAAAAUCGGUCUUCUCACGAAAACAUCUGUAGCAUCCGAAUGGUUUGGCAUACAAACUAAUAUGACCAUCCCAUGGAAAGAUGAGACUCUCACAAACACGUACAUUGUUUUGCUCUAGGACGCCCACAAGACUCAUCUGAAGGUAGCCUGGUACCAGUUUAAAAAAAUUAUGGAAGUACAGUAUAUAUGGAAGUAGUUUAGUGCCAAAAAAAGGGGUUUAAUAUGGGUAAAAAAUAUAUAAUUUCUUGAUCCUUCUUAUAUCUCUCAGAUAUAGGACAGACACUUUAAAACAAACUUCCUUUUGAUUUAUUGUUUUACUAUCUGUUUACCCUAUUCAUCUAUUACAAAGAUACAUAUAUGUAUCCCCUUUUAUCUGUGUCUGGUGUUAGCUAGAUACUGGCUAGCUAGGUCUUCAGCCAUUUGCUUGACAUAAGCAUUUUUUUUUAAACUGUCAGUCAAGGCGAGCUCAUGAAUCUAAGCUCCCCGCCCACUAACCUGUCUUUUCAAACUUCCAGGUAGUUAGCCAUGAGCGAAAAAGUAAUUUUCAGAAUGACUGUUCAGGACCUUUAAACCUAGCCUAACCUAUGACCUGACCCAUCACCUGUGUACUACUGCCCCCCUAGCCUCCUACUCAUGCUUUCGGUCCCUAAAACUAAAUAAUAGAAAAAGUAAUAGAAAUAUACAACAAAAACUAAAUAAAAACUAGCAAAUCAGGUCCGAAAACGAACUGAAACUAAAUUGAAUUUUAAAUAAAAAUCUAAAAACGAAUAGAAAUAAAAACUAUAAUAACCUUGUUAUGCAGGACACAAACAUUCCAUUCAAGCUAAACAAUGGAUAUAUAGUGUUUUGCAACAAAAUCAAAUGUAAUACACAUCUAAAAUCUAUGAAUUCAAAAUCUGAGGACACUAAUAUUGUACAAACACAUAAAGGUACCCAUAAGCAUUACUUUCUGAUGAAAAAACACAAAUGUGAAACAUUUGUGGAUAUAGCGUUUUGGAAAAAAACUCUUCAAUUGUAUGAUCACUUAUUUCAUGAUCAUCACAGAAUGUUAAGCUACUGUACAGUAACAGUAAUACUAACAUCACAUUCAACUAACAUUCACCUAUAGCUUGCUGUAGCUUUUGAAGCUUGAACCCCUCACUGUGACUUUGCCUCUGUUCUGAUUCCAGAUUUUUUCUCUCUCGAUAGAGUCGACGUAAGAGACUCGAGAGAGAGCUCAUGAGUCAGAGGCAGAGCGGGAAAGGAGACUCGAGUCGGCGGAGAGAGCUUCGAUGAGAGAGUCGCUCUCUCGUCGCUCUAGGGCGAGAUCGUCUCUCAUGAUCGAUCGUACUCCAUCAUCUCAGCAGCGGUCGAUCUCUCUCUCUCUCUCUCUCUUCUAUAUCUCUACUCUCUCCUGUCUCUCUCUCUCUCUCUCUCUCUCUCUCUCUCUCUCUCUCUCACUGUGUGUGUGAUGUAUUCCAGCUCCUGUGGACCCUUGUGUGUUGCCCCUGGAGGAGGGCAACUGUGGGAGGUUUACUCUGCGCUGGUACUUUAACAGCCAGGUCCAGGCCUGCCGACCCUUCAUCUACAGCGGCUGUGAGGGCAACGCCAACCGCUUCCUCCACCAGGAGAGCUGUGAGGAGCGCUGCCUCGGGGAGGACACAGGUACACACACAAGCAAGCACACAUAGUAACCUACUGUGCACAGACACACAUACACAUACAGGUAUCUGCCAAAAUAAAGGAAACACCUACGUAGUAUCUUAAUAGGUCAUUGGGCCACCACAAAUCGCUCCAGAAUCUCCCAUAAGUGUUCAAUUGGGUUGAGAGCUGGUAACUGACUGACUCACACAGACACACACACACAAUCCCCUAUGCUCCUUUGAGACCCCUCUUUCAAAGUCACUGAGAUCCCUUCUUCUAGCCAUGGUAGCCAAAAUAAUGGGCAACUGGGCAUUUUUAUACAUGACCCUAAGCAUUAACUCAGGGACCACACCUGUGUGGAAGCACCUGCUCUCAAUAUACUUUGUAUUCCUCAUUUACUCAAGUGUUUCCUUUAUUUAGGCAGUUACCUGUACAUCAUGCUGAAUACAGACACAUUCAUGCUGCACAUACACACAAGCAAAUAUAUCCCAAAAACGGCAUAUUGUCUUUUGUUGCAGGUGCUGUUCCUUUGAAGAAGGGGCGAUGA